This is a messenger RNA of Sugiyamaella lignohabitans, 1692 nucleotides long. It is a transcript of the gene EMP70, whose product is annotated as Emp70p. NCBI's taxonomy places the organism in Eukaryota, Fungi, Ascomycota, Dipodascomycetes, Dipodascales, Trichomonascaceae. The transcript has a single exon. Bases 1 to 1692 code for a protein of 563 amino acids. Gene Ontology annotation, cellular component: fungal-type vacuole membrane; endosome. The record is from RefSeq and is a predicted model, not a curated record. Gene Ontology annotation, biological process: vacuolar transport; protein localization to membrane.
AUGCGAGCUGCUCCUUCUCUAGUUUAUAACUGGAACAUUGACCAUCUCCCAGUUACCGAGAACCUUAAGCACUUAGAGAGUGAACAUGACGAUGAUGACGAUGAUGAUGAUGACGACGACGACGAUGGUGAUGAUAAUGCAAAACUAAAUAAAUUAUUUGGAGGUAGAAGAAUAAAUCGUCAAGUAUGGUAUAAAGGUGACGGCAUCCGAUUUGGCAGGUAUGAUCGCCAUAAACCCUAUAUCAUGUUUUACAAUCAUUUUAAUUUUGAAAUUGAAUACCAUGAACAUGUUCCUGGGCAGUAUAGAGUUGUAGGUGCUGCUGUGACUCCAGAAUCUAAAAACUAUACGACACAAGAAAGUGCUGCCAAGUGUUCGGCCCCCAAGUCGCCAAUAUCGUUCCCUGCUGGAAGACCCCAGAAUGCCCAAAGUAUAAAUAUCACAUAUAGCUACUCUGUCAAGUGGAUCAAAUCCGAUGUUCGUUGGGCCUCGAGAUGGGACAAAUAUCUCGCUCUGCGAGGCUCUCGUAUCCGUUGGAAACCUCUUAUUACUCUUAUUGUUGUCAGUACUAGUACUAUACUAUGUGCAGUUCUGAGUGAAAUAGCUUUUUGUUUUGUUCUUCAGGAGGUUACUAAAAUUCAGCAGGCUAAAUCCAAUCCUAAUACUAUUACGUCCGGGUUAAAGUCAUUAAAGGAAGUAGCUCUUCGGAGCCCUAAAAACACCCUAUUACUCAGUGUACUGGUUGGCAACGGGUGUCACUUGUUUGUUUUGGCCCUUCUUACUAUUGUAUUUGCAGCCAUUGGAGUCCUUUCUCCUGAAAAACGUGGUUCCAUCGCUACCAUGGCUAUUUAUACCUACUCUUUUACAUCCAUUAUUGCUGGAUACACUGCGGCCUAUUGCUUUAGGGCCUAUAAAGGUGAAGAUUUUGUUCAGGACGAAGACGAAAACGAAGAGACUAUCAUCAAGACUGACCUGACCUUGUGGUCAACUUUAUUCUUAUUAACUCCUGUACUUAUCCCUGGAUUGGUAUUUGCUACCUUUCUUGUACUAAACCUAGUGAUUGUUGUUAGAGGUUCAGAUGGUGCUGUGCCAUUUCCUGCGAUUUUGAAACUGACUGGUCUGUGGUUUUUUGUAUCUAUCCCCUUAUCACUUCUUGGCAGUCUCAUAGGCAAAAAACGGCCCAUGAAUGGCUAUAAAAAAUUGGUUUUUAAGUCCAACUCACCGGCUCCUGAAAUCCCUAAACUUCCUUUCCUUCUUAAACCAAUCACCCGUACUAUGCUUGCUGGACUAUUACCAUUUACUGCCGUUGCUGCUGAGUUGGCUCUUAUUGCGAACUCACUCUGGCUGAACCAAGUGUUUUUCAUGUUCGGAUUCCUCAUGGCAACAUAUAUUAUUUUAGUUCUAGGCUCGGUCGUUAUCACCAUUGGCACUGUUUAUUUGAUGUUAUUGGCUGGUGAUUAUCGAUGGCAAUGGUCAAGUUUUAUCCUCUCCGGGUCUCCUGCUAUCUAUGUUUUCCUAAGUUGCUUGUCUCUACUCAUAUUUAGAUACUCGUACAACGGUUUGACUGCUAUCUUGUUAUAUGUCAGUUACAGCUUUCUAUUAUCUGCCGCUAUCUUCUUCAUAACCGGAAGUAUUGGUUUUCUCUCCACCUGGGCCUUUGUCCACUAUAUUUACUCGUCUGUGAGAAAUGACUAG